Molecule: messenger RNA, 4392 nt
Organism: Spodoptera litura
Lineage: Eukaryota; Metazoa; Arthropoda; Insecta; Lepidoptera; Noctuidae
Gene: GABA-B-R3
Product: gamma-aminobutyric acid type B receptor subunit 3
Biological process (GO): G protein-coupled receptor signaling pathway; gamma-aminobutyric acid signaling pathway
Cellular component (GO): membrane; G protein-coupled receptor heterodimeric complex
Molecular function (GO): G protein-coupled GABA receptor activity
Source: RefSeq, a predicted model, not a curated record
AUGAGAAACAAUGAAGAAAAAUACCAAUCUGACCUUGAAUUAGAUGAUGAGAAUGACAAAGGAGGGUUAGAUAACAACUCUAUGGAGAAACUUCGUGUAGACGAUGCAACAAGAACGAAAAUAUUCAACGAUUUCUCUAAAACAGUUAAGAUUUAUAAGAACUUGUCUAAAAGUGACGUUGCUGGAGAAACUAAUGAGACACGAGAUAGUGUUGAGAUGAAAGCGAAGGUGGAUCGCAAAGACAUUAGAAGGACCACAAAUGAAUCAUUAGGAUUCCCCACACGAACGCCCACAUCCUCUCAUGUUCCUUCAAUUACUGAUGUUCAACAAACGCCGCGGCCCAACUUCCUCGAGGACCUACCAAAAGCCAAGUCCAAUCGCAUCGUCUCCAUCCUGGGUCUCUUCGAGCUGUCAGUGGGAGAUGCUCCAAGAGCUGAUGGUGUCUCCGAGCUGGUUGCUGCAAGGCUGGCAGUAGACCAUGUUAAUAAACGUGGUCUACUGCCAGGAUACAAGCUGCAUCUUAUUACUAAUGAUACCAAGUGUGACCCCGGAGUGGGUGUGGAUCGUUUCUUCCACGCUCUGUACACGGAAAGGGACUCUCGCAUGGUGAUGCUACUGGGCACCGCUUGCUCUGAGGUCACUGAGAGCAUCGCCAAGAUCGUGCCAUACUGGAAUAUUGUGCAGGUGUCAUUCGGCUCCACGUCACCAGCUCUAAGUGACAGAACAGAGUUUCCCCUCUUCUGCAGAACAGUGGCUCCCGACUCUUCACAUAAUCCCGCCAGAAUUGCAUUCAUCAGACAAUUCGGCUGGGACACCGUAACAGCAUUCUCACAGAAUGAGGAGAUCUACUCGUUGGCUGUCAACGAGCUGGUUACCCAGCUAGAAGCUGCCAACAUCACGUGCGCUGCGUCCAUAACCUUCGCGGAGUCAGACUUCAAGGAACAGCUGCAGCAGCUUAAGGAGCUGGACACCCGUAUCAUCAUCGGCAGCUUCUCACAGGAGAUGAUACCGAAAAUAUUCUGUGAGGCGUUCAGACUGGGGAUGUUCGGCGCGGAGUAUGCCUGGCUAGUAUCGGGCAUGCCCCCGCGCAUCCGCGGCGCCCCGCCCUGUGCCCGCCCACAGCUUGCGCGUGCGCUCGAAGGCUUGGUCACCGUGACUGCGCACAGAGGCAUCGUUGGAGAUGCCGCUUCUAUUUCUGGGUUGACCAAUGAAAAUUUCCACCGAGAAAUGGAAGCGGCUGGAGUUGCGGUCUCCCCCUACGCUCCACAAACUUAUGAUGCAGUUUGGGCCAUAGCCCUAGCGUUAAGCAAAGCAGAACAACUCUGGAGAUCUCUGGGCGACCAGAGCAGUAAUGGAACGAAUGCUACAAGACUUGGACUCAGCCAUUUUGAUUAUGAUAGACAGGAUAUGGCGAAGGAGUUCUUGGAUCAGCUCGCGAACCUUAGUUUUGUUGGAGUUUCGGGUCCCGUCUCAUUCAAUGGAGCUGACAGGAUAGGCACGUCUGCUUUCUAUCAAAUUCAAGGUGGUAGACCCAAGACAGUAGCCCUAUACACCCAUGGGAGGGAGAUGACUUGUACUGAAUGCGCUCGUCCGCAAUGGGCUGGAGGUGUUCCAGCAGCUCGAAGGGUGCUGGUCCUUAGAGUGGACUCCGUGUGGCCUCCUGCUAGGCUUGCAGUUGCUGCCCUUGCUGCAUUGGGUGUUGCCUUAGCUCUAGCCUUCCUAGUGUUCAACUUGCAUUAUAGUAAACGAAGAUCAAUAAAGCUGUCAUCUCCUCGUCUAAACAAUAUGACGCUGAUCGGCUGCGUGUUAGUCUACACAGCGGUGGCACUGCUAGGUGUCGACAAUGCGACCCUACCUUCUUACGUGCCCUUCUCUGCUAUGUGCACUGGCAGAGUCUACAUCCUGUCGGCAGGGUUCUCCUUGGCUUUUGGUUCCAUGUUCGCGAAGACGUACCGUGUACAUAGAAUAUUUAUAAGCAACCGGAGUGGUGUCUGUAAAACCAAAUUGCUGCAAGAUACACCACUGAUAUCGUUAGUAUGUGCAUUACUGGUCAUCGAUGGAAUGAUAGUCACGCUCUGGACGAUGCUGGACCCCAUGGAGAGGCACCUCAAGAACCUGACAACGGAGAUCAGCACGACUGACAGAAGUGUCAUUUAUCAACCUCAGAUAGAAGUCUGCAAAUCUCAAAACACAACAGGAUGGCUUUGUGCCCUCUACGCCUAUAAGGGCCUGCUUCUCAUCGUAGGGGUGUACAUGGCUUGGGAGACCAGAAACGUCAAGAUAUCGGCUCUAAACGACUCCAAGUACAUUGGAAUCAGUGUGUACUCCGUUGUCAUCACCAGCGCCAGUGUGGUGGUUAUUGGAACUAUCAUUUCUGAGAGAGCUACUCUGGCCUAUAUCUCGAUUACAAGCUUGAUUUUGAUAACUACUACGUCUACAUUGUGUUUGCUGUUUUUACCGAAGAUUGUCGCUAUUAGGAGUAAUACUGAAGAAGACCCAGUAAUACAAAGCAUGGGCCUGCGACUAGAAUGUAAGACAAGAAGAUUUGUGACAGAUGAAACUCAAGAACUUCACUUCAGGAUAGAGAUACAGAACAGAGUGUAUAAGAGAGAGGUGGCAGCAUUAGACAAGGAGAUCGGAAGACUGGAGAAACUCCUGGCUGAACCCCUGGACUCAGGGAGUGGGUCGAAUGCAUCUCUUUCUUUGCAUAAACGGACUGAACUAAACACCGUUGAAGAAGAAGGCAUGGCUCACGUAGACGGUGACCGACGCACACCGAGCAUCAGUGGUGGUCUACCGAUGCUACUACUAUCCGUCCUACCACCUGUCAUACCACGAGCCAGCUGGCCAUCUACCGACGCCUUCCGAGGACGAAACUCCGUCAGCUUCAGCUCACAACCAAAACUUAACUACAGGAAGUCCCAACCAGCAAUAGACCUAUACAACCUCUGCCUAAACAAGAGAGAAGAACACACCGGUCUACUCAGUAGAAUAAAGAGUUUCUUCGGCAGCAGUAGACCGACAAGUAGAAAGGCAUCUACCAUGUCAAUAGCGGAUCCUACAGGAGCCAGUAUAGCAGCAGCACUCAAAAUGCACGUGGGUAUGAUAGCAGGACUUGUUCCAGGGAACAGGAAACAUUCCAUGGUCUUAUCUUGUAACACUCUUCACGUGCCCCAUCCAGAAUUAAAACUAAGAAGAGAGUCUUACGCGAAAAGUGGUCCUAUUAUCCGAGUGACUGAUGAUGAACCUUCUUGUUCCUACGAUCCUGAUCCUCCGAGACCCUUGCAGCAAAAAUAUAUCGCUGAACCUGAGACAAAGGUUAACUUCGUUCUACCAACGACGCAUCAAAGACCGAUGUCUCAUCAGAAUUCCUGUGAGAAGAUCAAAGGGUCUCCAAGGUUCCCUCAUCGUAUAGCACCGUCAGCUGCUAAUAGUCUGAGCACCCUUGACACUCGAAGGAAGACCAGUGCUGACAGCGUGUUCAACAUAACUGCAAGGGUUUUUGAAGAACAGAGACGGUACAGCCAUCAGAAUGUCAGCCGUGAUGCCAAAGGGAAGUCUGUCUUAGAAAGCAGGUGGAAAUCCACUGAGGAUGCACGACCUGGUCCUUCGUCCAGGGACUAGAGGAACUAUGUAAGAUAUUGAUUAUACUGUGCCAUUAUAUGUGCCAAAGAUUUUCUUAGAUUUUUUGUAGAUUUGUGUGAAUAUAGUCGGAUAAUUUACCUUUAAGUACAUUAAAUAAACUAACAUAUUGUAUCAAGGUGGAAGUAGAGUCAAGGAAACAUAUAAUACCAAGAGAACAGAAAGCUGUAAGUACAUGGAGUGAAAUAACAUUACUUAUGAACUACAUUGAUACUUACAACACUUUUUAUAAGAUAACAUAUAACAUAAGUACCUAUUCAAACCAUUCUACAAGUAAAUAUUUACUUGGUAAUUUUGUCCUAACUAUUGUACUGUAAGUGAAAAUAGCUGAAAGUUUUUCAAUUUUAAAUAGUACAUAUACAAUACAAAACUUAGAUCAUGAAACUACAGUAGACAUUAGUUAAUAUUAGACUCGACAGAGAUUUUACACAUUUUUAAUAUUCACUUUUACUGAAACGAAAAUCACAUAUCUUUAGGUCCAAAUAAAGCCAUUUCAGUCCUACAUUUAAAGUUCAAAAAAUGGCAAUAUUAAUAGUUUUACAUUUAUACUAUAACCUACUUUAAAUCUAACGGAAUAAGUAUGCAUUUACACUAACACCGAAAUUAGAAACUACAAGUUACCUACCUAGUACCUAUUAUAAAUAAGGAUGACGACUAAAAUUGUUCAUAUCCAUCUGGUAGAUUAUUUUAAAGCAAUAGACAAAAACGUUCGAAGAUAUAUGGAAUAAAAAUAUCUUUUUAUAAUAACUA